AGGGCAAAAACCCACUAAAUUUUCUUGAAGGAACCUCAACGGUGUCAACAGAAGCCGAUUGUUCUCUGGAUUCAGCCAAAACCAGGAGAUCAGUUUGAAGACUUUGUUCUUCUUGGACUCUGACAGAUCUCUCCUGGGAGCCGACAUGCGCACCAAGCUGCAGGAGGUUUCCCCUCCUCCUCUGGAUGUUACGAUGGAGUGAACAGAAACAGGAGUUACUCAACAGAACUGACCCAAACCAAAGCAGGAAACCUUUGUUUUUCUGAGCAGAGAGCCCCUUCUCCUGGCUGCUGAGGAGCGAGGGACGUGUUUGGAGGUUCCCCACCACCAGGCUGCUGCUCGCAGAUGGAGGCACACCAACACUCCCCAGAUAGCAGCAGUGAGGAGUGCACCGUCCUGGAGGUUCCGCCCAGCAAGAACACCUGUCCCCAACAUGCAGGGAAGGUGGCCGACCUGUAUUGUCCAGCCUGUGAGUGUGCGCUAUGCGAGGACUGUGUGUCGGAUCACAUCGACCACCCCAAGAUUUUGCUCAGCGAGGCACUGGAGCAGAACCGGAGCCAGUUGCAGGAGAGGCUGGAGGCCAUCCAGGGCAGGCUCCCCCAGAUCUGUGAUGCUCUGUCCUUUGUGAAGGAGAUCGUCCAGCAGCUGAGUAGUCAGAGAACAUCCAUCGAGGAGGACAUCCAGUCCAGCUUCGAGGACCUACACAAGCAGCUCGACGUUCGAAAGAGCGUCCUGCUGAUGGAGCUGGAGGUCACGUAUGGACUCAAACAGAAGGUGCAAAAACACACAAAAACAAAGAGACUGUGCCUCAUUAAACAGUUAUUCCUGCACAGUUUAUUCGAGGGAAACCCCUUUGGGGUCCCUCGACCAGAGGAAGUUGUUGUAGACCAGGAGCGAGUCCACCACUCUGGCGGUAUGUGCGUGGAGUUCCUAUGA
Messenger RNA from Nematolebias whitei (Rio pearlfish), 936 nucleotides. Its product is annotated as tripartite motif-containing protein 2. The record is from RefSeq and is a predicted model, not a curated record. Bases 346 to 936 code for a protein of 196 amino acids. Gene Ontology annotation, molecular function: zinc ion binding. The transcript is spliced from 4 exons. NCBI's taxonomy places the organism in Eukaryota, Metazoa, Chordata, Actinopteri, Cyprinodontiformes, Rivulidae.